Eupeodes corollae is the source of this 4987-nucleotide messenger RNA. Its product is annotated as protein artichoke. Gene Ontology annotation, molecular function: protein binding. Lineage: Eukaryota; Metazoa; Arthropoda; Insecta; Diptera; Syrphidae. Bases 397 to 4527 code for a protein of 1376 amino acids. The record is from RefSeq and is a predicted model, not a curated record. The transcript is spliced from 9 exons.
AAUCGGUCGGACUGUUCGGAAACUUAAUCUUUAUGCGGCACGGAUAUUUUUUGUGGACUAAGUUGUAUUCGUUGAGUGAAGUGUAUCUUGUGACUUAAGGCUUAGAAAGGUGGUUUUCUUCAUUCGAGAAGCAACAACAACAACACAAAAUAAUAUUAUAGAAAAGAGUUCAAAAGAAGAAGAAGAAAAAAAGUGUUGAAUUAACCGUUAUAGGUAUAGUGAAAUUCUUCAUUCUAUUCUAUGAUUUUCAUUUGAUCCGAGUUAAAGAUAAUAUGAAUAUGUAAAAGUUAAGUGAAAUAAAAACCAAUUACAAAUUUAGCACACACACUUUGGAUAUUUUACAAAUUUAUUUCAACUUUAAGACAAAAACGAAGGACGUCCACUAAGAUUCAUUCAAUGAAUUUACAACAGAUACACGGUUUCACGAUGAUGCGAAUACGACACCUGAGAAUAUUUUUGCUUCUGCUGCUGUACUUAUCACAGAUCAAGGCCUGGCGGCCCUGUCCAGAGCUAAGUCCAUCCUUAAGGCUUCCCUGCCGAUGCAAUGUGGUGCCAUUUGGACCGAACGGACAACUUGGAGCUGUUGCAAUGGACUGUGAUCGAGUCGUGUUCCAUGGAGAAGCACCACAGUUACCGUAUGGUGCGCCAAUCGUAUCUUACACACAACGUUUUAGUGGACAACAAGUUUUACCGGCUCUGACAUUUGGAACACUCAAACUACCAAUUGAAAAACUGGACAUGUCCAACAAUUUGGUUCGCCGGAUAGCAGAAAAAUCAUUUUUCGGCUUACAAGACACUCUGCUCGAAUUACGUUUGGCAAAUAACUUGCUCGGUGACAGCUUGAAUCCAAUAUUCUCUUCGGCGGAAUUCCAUCCAUUAAUCAAUUUGAAAAUUCUUGAUUUAUCUGGCAAUAAAAUCAAGUCCAUCGAAGAGGGACUAUUGAAAGGUUGCAGCAAUCUAGAGGAAUUAUAUUUGGAUCGUAAUAGCUUGGCUGAUAUUCCAUCGAACUCUCUAAAUGGACCAACAGACCUUAAAGUCUUAUCACUACGGCAUAAUUAUAUUGCUGCAAUCCAUUAUGAAUCGUUUAUAUCCCAACCAAGUUUAGAAAUUAUUGAUUUGCGAUAUAAUUCUAUAAAAUCAAUCGAAGGUCUAACAUUUCAAGGAUUGGCAAAAAUUCAAGAAAUACGUCUUGGUGGAAAUCGGAUUACAAAUCUCAAUAGUGAUGUCUUUGAAGCCAUACCAACUUUACAGAAGUUAGAUUUGUCUGAGAAUUUCAUUUCUCAAUUUCCAUCGAUAGCUCUUGAUAGUGUUGGUGAUUUGAAAUCGUUGAACUUGUCUUCGAACAUGUUACAGAGACUGGAUUUCACACACCUUCAAGUCGUAAAAGGUCUUGAAACACUGGACCUAAGUCGAAAUGGAAUAGCAACUAUUCCACCAGGAACAUUCAGAGAACUUUCUGCUUUGAAGUAUCUGGACCUUAGUUUGAAUUCUCUACGAACGAUCGAAGAUGAUGCCUUAGAAGGUCUCGACAGUCUGCAAACACUUGUUAUCAAAGACAACAAUAUACUUCUCAUCCCAGGCAGUGCAUUAGGUAGACUUCCUAAACUAUCAUCUCUUCAUUUGGACUUCAACCGUGUUGCGGCUCUUUCAUCGGAAAUUCUUGGCUCAAUUCAGCCCGAAGCCAUUACGUCUAUGACACUGUCAAGAAAUGUCAUCCGAGAACUUCCACCUGGCAGUUUCCAAAUGUUUGCCAAUCUACGUUUGCUUGAUUUGUCAGGAAACUCUUUGGCCAUAGUAGGUGCUGAUAUCUUCAUGGGUCUUGAGACUUCCCUCCAUGAGCUCCGUCUUUCUCAGAACAGAAUUACAGGUCUGGGAAACAUUCCUUUGGCACUGACAGAACUUCGAAUUCUUGACUUGAGUGGAAAUAAUCUUGCUGACAUUCCACGAAAUGCUUUGCAAGGGUUGGAGAAUCUCCAGGUCCUGAAUAUGAGUGGCAACCCUCAUUUGUCACCAAUCCCUACUACUCUUAUUAAACCCUUGAGCAAGCUGCAAAUAGUAGAUUUAAGUCGGUGCUCAGUUAAACAGCUUUCUGGAGAUCUGUUCGCCACACUCCAGGACCUUAAACAGAUUCACCUGCAGGAAAACAGCAUUCAGGAAAUCAACGAUGGCACUUUCGUAGAUCUAUGGAAUAUUACAUCGAUAGAUCUGUCCAACAAUCACAUUUCAUCCAUUAGACCUGGAGCUUUCGUCAAUGUCAUGAAUAUCAAACGCUUAAAUCUUAAGGGCAAUCAAUUGAGUGCGUUUAAAGGCGAGUUCUUCAACACUGGAACGGGAAUGGAAGAACUUGACAUAUCAGACAACCAUCUGAGCUAUCUUUUCCCAUCAUCCUUCCGAAUUCAUCCUAGGCUCAAGAAGAUUGUGGCUUCAAAUAACAAAUUCAGUUUCUUCCCAGCAGAACUUAUUUCAACCUUACAAUACUUGGAAUAUAUUGACCUUUCGAUGAACCAAUUGAAGAGUAUUGAAGAACUCGACUUCGCUCGUUUGCCAAGAUUGAGAUCCCUCCUGGUAGCUGAUAACAACCUUGACUCGCUGAGUGAGAUGGCUUUCCAUAAUUCAACUCAGCUGCAGGUUCUGAAUUUGGCUAAUAAUAAGCUUGAUCGAAUAGGAGAACGAACUUUUGAAGGCCUCGUCCGUCUGGAACUUCUGGAUCUCCAAGGGAAUCAACUUGUAGAACUGCCUGACACGAUAUUCGAGCGAAAUAAGCUUCAAAUGCUAGAGAACAUAAAUCUUGCCUACAACAAGUUUGACUAUGCUCCCUUAAAUGCCUUGCAGAGACAAUACUUCUUUGUUAGUUCCGUUGAUCUGAGUCACAAUAAAAUUCGAGCUAUUCCAGCAGAUGACAGCAUCAUGGUUAAUAUAAAAAUGUUGGAUCUGUCCUACAAUCCUUUGUCAGAAGGAGCUGUGAAAAAUAUUCUCAACGAACCAAAAACCGUUCGAGAACUUAAUUUGGCUGCAACAGGAAUUCAGCACAUUGAUGCUUUGGAAACUCCAUUCCUCCAAUACUUGAAUCUUUCCCAUAAUAACCUGCGGGAGAUUAAUGAAGAUGCCUUUGAACGUACGACACUUCUGGAGACUCUUGAUUUAUCGGGAAAUCAACUUGAAGACCUAAGCAAACUGUCAAAGGCUUGGCCGAAGGUAUCGAUGCUGCAAACUUUGAUCUUGUCGAAUAAUAGUUUUGAGCUCAUAUCUCAGGGUGAUUUUGAGCACCUUGAGAUGCUGAAGUCUCUUUCCAUCUCCGAUCUGGAGAAAUGUACAAAGAUUGAAAAGAACGCCUUUAAAGAUAUCCCCAAUCUGGCGCAGUUAGAGGCCUAUAACCUACCACUCCUUGGCUAUCUUGAUAUGCAGGGAAUUCUAGAGGUCUUACCGGGCUUGGAGAAAAUAGAGCUUGAAGUAAAAGAUCCAACUAUUGGAAUCGAUCAAAUUCAACCAGCUAAACAUCCCCGAUUGAAGUGCAUUGGCCUGAGAGGAGAACGUUUGAAGACGAUUUCUUCGGGAAGUCUUGCUGGUUUGAAGAGCAGCGACCUUACCAUAAAACUUCAGAAUACAUCACUUUCCGCACUACCUCCAGCACUACUCUUCCCAGUGCCUCGGUCUUCACAUUUGACACUAGACAUAGAGGGCUCAAUGGUGACAGUUUUAUCACCACAAUUCCUGAACGCCUUGGAAGACCGCAGAUCAAGUCUUGAACUCAAGGGGCUUAACUCAAAUCCAAUUCACUGUGAUUGUAAUGCCAGAGCUCUGAGGAGGUGGCUUCCAAGUUCACAUAUGUCUGAUGUUGAGUGUGCCUCACCGGAGUACCUCAAGGGGAAGAAGCUAAUCGAGGUUGGAGAUGACGAGUUGACUUGUGACCCACGCCGAAUGACGACAACUACUCAGCGAGCAACGAGCUCCUCGAAGUCAGCCUCCAAGUUCUACACACGCUCUACAACCCAAGAGCCCAUGAUAAUCUGGUCUCUUGAACCCACUCAGCCUCCGAUGAAAAUCAAGACAAAAAUGCCUAACAUGAAGCAGCCCAUCAUGAACAACGAUGACACCUUGAUCAUUGGCAUCGUUGGCGGAGUGGUGGCCUUCAUAGCCAUUCUGAUUAUCAUAAUCUGUAUAGUUCGACUGAGAAUGACAAGUGCAGAAUAUCAUAAUGGCCCUGUUAUGGGCAUGCCUCCGAUGCAAAUGGGUCCGGGAAGUGUUCAGGUCAGUUACAAAGGUGCUCCGGCCACUGCUUUGUAUGCUGUGCCCCCGUAUGCCGCACAAAACUAUGCAACUCUACCACACAAAGCAAUGCAUCAUUCCCAACAAAAUCUAACGCAAAGACAGCCAACUUAUUCCACAAUGGGUAGAAUGACCUAUUUCGGGAACGGUCAACAACAGCAGCAACAACAACAACAGCAACAGCAGCAGCAUCAAAACGGUCAUUCCACAAAUCAUCACCAGCCGUACAUAAUUUAUCCGGAUGAAAAGGCUUAUAGGUAGUUUUUGCGAGUGGAACAUAAACAUUGUGUGUCUUGCUUUAAGUCAGUUGCGUAACAUUUACGCGACGUUUAUUUAUAAAAUUAAUGUUUAUUAUGAAAUUAAAUAUAAGAUUUUUUUAAAUGAAGGAUUAACGUUUAUAUUAAAAAAAACUAAGUAAUUGUUGUUAAAAAAAUAAAUAUUGAAAAAUUUUCUUUUAAGAAUUAGGUUAAAUUAAUUUUGUAAAUAGAAAUAAUUUAAUUUGUAUUUAGAAGAAAAGAAAAAAAUAAAAUAAAAAAUCAUGCUAUAGAAUAAUUAAUUUAAAAAUGCAAUAAUAAUAAUUAUUUGUGGGUCAUUAGUAAAAAAUAUCAUUAAAAAUUAAAUUCAUUUGUUUUGCAGACUUAGAACUUAAAAAAUACAAAAAUUGUAUGUUUAGGUAUUAUAAAAUUAAAUACAAAAAUUAAAGUUAUGUCUAAGAAUAAAA